AUGCCAGACGAGUCCCGAGCUAUUCAGGAUGAGGGGAAGCCCGGAGCAGAAACAUCGCAGGUGUCCUUGGUGCCAAAUGUUGUUGUCUCCAGUGUUAGGGAGGACAUAGUUAGUGGGCGUAACAUCAUUGAGCUGGAGGACUUCACAGACAACUUAAAGCAUUCUGUUAAAAACAGAAAUGGCAGAACACGUAGUCUCAUCGUCGGAGGUAAGUCAAGACACGGUGAAUCCCAGGUUUCUGUAGAGUUGGGGGUGGUCAAGACAGCACAGGCCCCCAAACCAAAGAAAACCACCUCUUUGGUGAGGCGAGCAGGUGCAGACCCUGAUAAACUGCAAAAUGACAGCAGGGCUUCAAUGCAAAAGAACAGCUGCAAUGACUUGGAUGGCUGUGCUAAUUUAAGUGCCGAUUCCUGUGACAGAAACCUGUUUGAAAAGACAAGCUGCAUCUCUCCCGUCAAUCUAUCUGAGUCCAGCUUGGACACUGCUCAGACUGACAAAAACUCUAAAAACAGUCAACAUGAGAACAGCAAUUUCGAAGCAAGCCUGACUGCUAGAGCAAAAGCAGAGAACUCACUAGGCGGAGGUUUGCCCGAAUUUCCUGACGUUUCCUCCAGCAUCAACCAAUCCAGGGACAGCAUCGACAUCCGGCUGGCCAAUGAAGAAGACGACAGAGACAGCGACAGACGGAGCAUCUUGUCUAGGCAGACUGUGAAAGAGGGGUUGUGCUGCUGCUAUCAGGCCACCCACAGGGCUUGUAUGCGGUGUGUGGAGGAGACUCCGUAUAUGGUGUCGGGACUGGUGCUGGCGUUGGUCUUCAGUUUGGUCAUCAUCAUCGUUCUUGCAGUAACAAGGGAUGUUAAAUUCCAUGUGGCCGCUCUGGCCAUUGUUAGUAUUGUUCUUUGCCUGACCACGACCCUGCUCGUCUGCCUGCCCUGGUUGGCCACAGUGAGGCGAUGUCAAGGAGCGCUGGCCCUCUUCGUUUGGGCGAUCCUAUACAUCACCGCCAUGGUCUUUGUCUUCACAGGCGGACCUGUCACUGCAUGGGAACAGGUCGCGUUCUUUCUCUUCCUCUCUCUCAGCGUGUACACAGUGCUGCCUCUUUCCUGGGCCUGGGCCCUCAUGGUCGGGAUAGGGACCAGUGUUUCACACAUCAUCAUCAUCAGCGUCUACGUUUCUGUCACCAGCCAAAAGACAUCAGACCUGGCUGUGCAGCUGGUCGCGAACGCUGUGCUGUUUGCAUGCGUGAAUGGCGUGGGGAUUUUUCACCUGUGGAUGACUGAGAAAGACCUACGGCUAUCCAAUCACAAGAGAGAAGAGUACAGCAGCAUACGCUCCAAGAAGAAAAUAAGGAAAUAUCAGCAGGAGCAGCUCCUGCUGUCCGUGUUGCCACGGUACAUCGCUAUGGAGCUGAAGACGGAGGUGAUAAACAAACUCUCGAAGCACAAGAGCAAUGACGAGAAUCAAUCAAAUCCCCACAACUUUCACAGCCUAUAUGUGCGCAAGCACAGCAAUGUCAGCAUCCUGUAUGCUGACAUCGUGGGCUUCACAAAGCUAGCGAGCACCUGCACGCCCGAAGAGCUGGUCGUUACGCUCAACAAGCUCUUCGGCAGAUUCGACGAGAUUGCCAAGAAGAAUGGGUGUCUUCGCAUUAAGAUCCUGGGGGACUGCUACUAUUGUGUGUCUGGUCUGCCUGACCCCAUUCCCACCCAUGCCAAGAACUGUGUUCAGAUGGGGCUGGACAUGUGCACUGCCAUCAGUGACCUGCGAGAGGCGACGGGGGUGAACGUCAACAUGCGGGUAGGCGUUCACACGGGCAACGUGCUCUGCGGUGUGAUUGGCUUGCAGAAGUGGCAGUACGACGUGUGGUCAGAUGAUGUCACUUUAGCCAACCACAUGGAGUCCGGAGGUCUCCCCGGGCGGGUCCACAUCACAGAGGAGACACUGCAACACUUGAAUGGAGCGUACAAAGUGGAGGAAGGGAACGGGGAGACUCGUGACUCUUUUCUGACAGGCAGAAAAACAUACCUGGUGAUUGACCCCAAGAAGCCAGACCGUGUUCCUAGGAGGGCUGUAAAGCCAAGCCAUCUCACACCAGGGGAGAACAGGCAGCGUGCGUCACUCCGGAUGUCUCAGUACCUCCAGUCCUGGAAGAGUGUCAACCCCUUCGAAGGCCUAAGCAACCCUGAGGCCAGACACACCAGGAAGUUACCCACUGAACGACCGCCUUCUCAAGACGACUGUUUGGUUGUUGAUAACAGUGUGAGGGGAUCACUGGACACGCUGGACAUUAAGAGGAAGAGGGGAAAGAAACUCAACUGUUUAACUCUGCUGUUUAACGACAUCAACUUAGAGAAACAGUUCCGCUUUUCAGAGAUGAAUGGUUUGCACCACUCAAUGAGCUGCUUAGCUCUAGUUUUCAUCACUCUUUUCACUGUCCAGAUGCUGGUCUCUGACAAGAACUUUCCAAUGGCGGUGUCCUACGGUGUGGCCUUUCCAGUGAUGGUGGUGUUCUGGUUCAUUGUUUUCACUGGCUACGUGGAGAAAUGGGGGCCCAAGAUGCCGCUGAGUGUCCGGUGGAUAUCUGGGUUGUCCCGCGGCGUCUCCACCAGGGCAGUGCUGAGGCUGUUUGUGGUCACUAUCUGUGUGCUCAUCACUUUGCUGAUGGCCAUUCUGAACUUUGUCUUUCUCCCUGAAAAAAAUUGCACCAUGAUCAACAAAACAGAGUUAGAGGGUCUCAGACUCUACACUGUGCCUUACUACCUGUACUGCUGCCUUCUGGCCAUGCUGGGAGUGAUUGUGUUCACCAGGACAUGCAUGUCUGUGAAAACACUGCUGCUCACGCUGGCUGUCGUGGUUUACCUCGCCCUCUUCCUCUAUGUUUACGCUCCGAGAUCCUCCUGCCUCAUCAAACUACUUUAUAAUGGAACUCAACCUGGAGUGCUGAAGGAUCCUCAAAUCAUGGCUGGGAUUUGGCUGACCAUUUUUUACAUUGUAUGCAUCAUACUUGCCAGACAGGAUGAGCUGAGCUGCCGUGUAGAUUUCCUGCUGGAUCGUUGUUUCCAGACGGAAAAAGAAGAGAUGGAAACCAUGGAGAACGUCAACAGGCUCCUCCUGCAGAACCUCAUGCCGCUUCAUGUCGCCUCUUUCUUCAUCGGUAAAACCAUUAAUAACCAGGAUCUGUACAGUGAGUCGUUCGACUGCGUGGGCGUGAUGUUUGCAUCGAUGCCUGAGUUCAAAGAGUUUUACCAUGAGAGCAGCGCCAACAAAGACGGCCUGGAGUGUUUGCGCUUCCUCAACGAAAUCAUAUCAGACUUUGACGAGCUUCUUUCAAAGCCCAAGUUCUCCUCGGUGGUGAAGAUUAAGACCAUCGGCAGCACCUACAUGGCCGCUGCAGGGCUGACAGUCUCACGUGAAUGUAAUGAAAGAAAGAACCAGGAGAUGUCCUACACCAACGUGCGCUCCAUGGUGGAUUUUGCCAUCGCUUUGAUGAACAAACUGGAGGUUAUCAACACACACUCUUUUAACAGCUUCAAACUCAGGAUUGGGAUCAACCAAGGCCCGGUGAUUGCAGGAGUUAUCGGAGCCCAUAAACCUCAGUAUGAUAUCUGGGGGAACUCUGUUAACGUGGCCAGCAGGAUGGACAGCACAGGAGUGCUGGGCAAGAUCCAGGUGACUGAGGAGACGUCCCAGAUAGUCCAGGCCUUGGGAUACAGCGUCACUCUCAGAGGAAAAGUGAACGUGAAGGGGAAAGGGGAGCUCACCACCUACUUUGUUAACACAGAUCAGUCGUUUUCUCAGUUCUGAUCAACCUUAUGCCGCAGGCCAGGGCCCAGACGGGAGCUACAGGUGCUCGCUGUUUGUCCGUAGCAGCUAAACUUGCACUUGCAUGACUCAUUCUUUGUUUCUCCACGUGGGGGGAAAAAAAAAAAAAAACAUCAGCGGGAAGGACUUAAAAUAGAACGCCACUGUAUGUUCAGCCAGGCUCGCAGUCAUUACAAACACCUGCACGGACUCUGUGUGAUAUAACAGCACAGGUCAACACCUGGCUGUCAUUCACAUCCACCAAAGAGCCGCCUUUGUUUUUCUGGAUGAGACUGGUCAAAGGACGACGUGGGACCUCAGCUUGCAGCUGAGAGCCGACAGCUUUCCACCUGUGUGUGUUUACUGUUUCUGUACUGUAUCUGUGUUACCAUGUGAAACUGCUGCAGACACUUUACACUUUAUUAUGAAAACAUUAAAUGAAGCAUGUUUUUGUGUGUGUGUGUGUGUGUGUGUGUACAUUUAUCAUGGAUGACUCACACAAUAUGCAUGUAUAUAGUUAUAAGGUACCAAAGAUUACUACUGUUAUAUGAAGGAUCACUUAGACUUUACAUUUACAGGAUUUUAUUUUAGAUUAUUUGUGUUUCACUACAUAUGUUUAGGUUUUAGAGACGAUUUCUUUGUUUUUCACAUUUGUUUAACUAUAUUGCUGCCUUCAGUCUUUUUUAAGGUAAUGACUGCACAUAUGUUGGCUUGUUAUUGAAGUAAAAACACUGGCAUCGCUCAUAACUUUAGCUGUGUCUGUGAAGGGGUUAUUUAUGUGCAGCGGGAAACAGGUUUGAUACUUCGCUUCAACCUGAUGGGGUCACAAGAUGUUGCAUGUGACGGGAAAGAAUAUAUUUGUGUAAAAUUUAUUUAUUUUUGUGAUUUUUAUUAUUUUCUAACCUGAGCUUUUAUUGCAAAAUCCUAAAAAUGUCCUCACUGCUGGAACCAGAGGGAUUUGAUGCAACAGUACAUCUGAAACAUGAUUUAUUUAUCCACUGUGGCUGAUAACUGUCAUUAGCUAUGUAAAAACAUCUGUAUAUCAGUGCAGUGGUGCCAGAGAGUCACAAGAUGCACAUUUGGAAAUUUUGCACUUUAAAGUGAUUUAUUGUAUGUUUUGAAUGGAGUUCUUUAUUGCAAUCCUAUGUUGAUUGUGCACAGGUUAUUUCUUUUUUAUUAUUAUUUGGAUGUAUAUUACUGUGUGA
Molecule: messenger RNA, 5006 nt
Organism: Archocentrus centrarchus (flier cichlid)
Lineage: Eukaryota; Metazoa; Chordata; Actinopteri; Cichliformes; Cichlidae
Product: adenylate cyclase type 2
Exons: 25
Coding region: 1-3804 (1267 amino acids)
Biological process (GO): adenylate cyclase-inhibiting G protein-coupled receptor signaling pathway; cAMP biosynthetic process; adenylate cyclase-activating G protein-coupled receptor signaling pathway
Cellular component (GO): plasma membrane
Molecular function (GO): adenylate cyclase activity
Source: RefSeq, a predicted model, not a curated record